Molecule: messenger RNA, 849 nt
Organism: Ambispora leptoticha
Lineage: Eukaryota; Fungi; Glomeromycota; Glomeromycetes; Archaeosporales; Ambisporaceae
Source: the annotation of a GenBank genome assembly
AUGGCCCAAGUAGUACUUGGAAGUUCGAAUCGUCAACGCCUCGAACCGUACCUUCUCCUCUCAAAAUCAGCAAAAGGAGCUGCCUCCGUGAAGUUAAUCAAGGAGGCACUCGCGGCACCUGGGGUAUACGUGUUUGCAGAAUUGUUGGAAAUGCCAAACAUUGCGGAGCUCAAGGACCAUGAACAGCAUAGUUCAUAUCAUACUUUGUUGCGUUUAUUUUCUUAUGGGACGUAUAAGGAUUAUAAAGAAAAUGUUUCAAGUUUGCCAAAACUAGAGACAGCCCAACUUAACAAACUUAAGCAUUUAUCCAUUGUCUCUUUAUCAGAAGAAUCACGAAUAAUCCCAUACGAUAUACUCUUGCAAUAUCUCGACAUCUCAAAUGUACGUGAACUUGAGGAUUUGAUCAUCGAAGCGAUCUAUCAAGAUGUGAUCAAAGGUAAGUUAGAUCAGAAAAAGAAACAACUAGAGAUUGAAUAUACGAUGGGUAGAGACCUUCGACCUGGUCAGAUUGAUCAUAUGCUGCAGGUGCUGGCUGCAUGGUCUCAAACGUCAGAAGAAAUACUUAAAACCAUCGAAGCAAAAAUCCAACACGUCAAAGAAGCAGCUGCGGCUAAUAAAAUUGAAAAAGAGAAAUACGAAGCAGAACUAGAGAAAGCACGAAAAAAUGUUAAGGUAACAAAGAAUAGUGGUGGGACUCUUGAUCAUGGUGGAAUGGAUCAGAUGGAUAUUAUGGCUGGUGGAAUAGAACAGUUCCAUAGUCAUGAGUACGCAGAUGAGAAUUCAAGGGGUACUCGGGUCGGAAAAAGGGGGCCAAAACGAUUCUUACCCGUACCCGGCGGGCGCCGAUAG